AUACUAUAACGAAGAUUUUUGCCGGCUUAACGACCGGCGUAUCUUUUCUACUCUCAUUUUUAAAUGAUUAUCGUUUAACUAAAAUACAAUUUUCUUCUGUUACAAAAGAUUCUCUGUACCAGAUAGAGACCAAACCUUUUUCAACAAUGGUUGAGAUUAUAUCUUUUUGGAUUUUCUGCUUCGUGAGGAACAGAGAGCUCUUUGAAGACGAUGACAAGAAGAUGAACCCUUUGUUUGACUUCUUGAGAAGGAAGAAUCAGAGUUUCUCGAUUCUUUGUUUCUUCUCUACCGGAAAGUCAACAUAACCGGCUCUUGGUCCCAUUGGAGAGAGCAUCAUCCUAAGCUCUCUACCAGGUUUGACCAAGCUUAUAGCCUUGGAGAACUUUUGAUUUCGAUCUUGACGCUUUAAAUUACCUCUACAUUCUGUUCAACAUUCUGGGUGAAACGUGCGAGAGAUGAUGGCUUGUUGCUUGCGAAAGAAAAGGCGCAUGAAAGUUAAACUCUCAUGGAAGUCAAAGAAGAGAGAUUUGUCUCCUGCCGGUAACUGGGCGCCAGAAGAUGAUGAUGUUGAAGGGAAAAUCGUAUUCUUUGGAGGAAGUAACUAUACCUUUGAUUUGGAUGAUUUGUUAGCUGCAUCUGCAGAAAUUUUGGGGAAAGGUGCUUAUGUCACAACCUACAAAGUAGCUGUGGAGGACACUGCCACAGUAGUAGUGAAGAGAUUGGAGGAGGUGGUUGUCGGAAGACGAGAGUUUGAGCAACAAAUGGAGAUCGUUGGUAGAAUAAGGCAUGAUAAUGUAGCUGAGCUUAAAGCCUACUACUAUUCCAAAAACGAUAAGCUUGCUGUUUAUAGCUAUUACAGUCAAGGAAACCUAUUCGAGAUGCUGCACGGAGAUAAAGGAGAGAACCGAGUACCUUUAGAUUGGGAGUCCCGGUUAAGAAUCGCCAUUGGUGCAGCAAGAGGGUUGUCUAUUAUCCAUGAAGCAGACGACGGGAAGUUUGUCCAUGGCAAUAUCAAAUCCUCCAAUAUCUUCAUGAACUCGCAAUGCUAUGGCUGCAUAUGCGAUCUCGGCUUAACACACAUCACGAAAUCUCUACCUCAGACUACCUUACGUUCAUCAGGUUACCACGCACCUGAGAUAACAGACACGAGAAAGUCCACACAGUUCUCUGAUGUAUACAGCUUCGGAGUGGUAUUACUCGAGCUUCUAACAGGGAAAUCUCCCGCGAGUUUGCUAUCAACAGACGAAAACAUGGACUUGGCGAGCUGGAUAAGGUCGGUGGUGUCGAAAGAGUGGACAGGAGAAGUAUUCGACAUCGAGCUAAUGAGGCAAAUGGAUAUAGAAGAAGAGAUGGUUGAGUUGUUGCAAAUAGGUUUGGCUUGUGUUGCCUUGAAACCUCAAGAUCGACCUCAUAUAACACAUAUUGUAAAAAUGAUACAAGACAUUCCAACAAACUUCAAUCUUUAAAGCAUUUUCUCAAACA
Messenger RNA from Arabidopsis lyrata subsp. lyrata, 1482 nucleotides. Its product is annotated as probably inactive receptor-like protein kinase At5g41680. The transcript has 2 exons. Gene Ontology annotation, molecular function: protein kinase activity; ATP binding. Bases 456 to 1466 code for a protein of 336 amino acids. The record is from RefSeq and is a predicted model, not a curated record. Gene Ontology annotation, biological process: protein phosphorylation. NCBI's taxonomy places the organism in Eukaryota, Viridiplantae, Streptophyta, Magnoliopsida, Brassicales, Brassicaceae.